Glycine soja is the source of this 3076-nucleotide messenger RNA. Its product is annotated as G-type lectin S-receptor-like serine/threonine-protein kinase At5g24080. The transcript is spliced from 5 exons. The record is from RefSeq and is a predicted model, not a curated record. Gene Ontology annotation, biological process: protein phosphorylation; recognition of pollen. Gene Ontology annotation, molecular function: ATP binding; protein serine/threonine kinase activity. Lineage: Eukaryota; Viridiplantae; Streptophyta; Magnoliopsida; Fabales; Fabaceae. Bases 78 to 2669 code for a protein of 863 amino acids.
UUUUGUAAGCUUUGUUCUUUCACUAAAAUAUAUAGUCUAUUGUAUACCACACUUCCAUGCAAGUGUAAGAACUUGCCAUGGCAAAUGCUGAUUCCUCCCUUAUUUGUUAUUUUUGGGUGAUUCUUGCUCUGGGUCUGUGUUGUUUUAGUGGCUGCAUUUCGGGCCAGAUUGGUUUGGGCUCGAGGUUAUUGGCUAGAGAGGCCCAAACAUGGGUUUCUGAAAAUGGCACAUUUGCUUUGGGGUUCACUCCAGCAGAGACUGAUAAUCGAUUAUUUGUGAUUGGAAUUUGGUUUGCACGGCUUCCAGGAGAUCGAACUUUAGUUUGGUCACCCAAUAGAGACAAUCCGGUAUCCCAAGAAGCAGCAUUGGAGCUUGACACCACUGGCAACCUUGUUCUCAUGGAUGGACACAUGACAAUGUGGACCUCAAACACCUCAGGUGCUGAUGUUCAAACAGCAAUCAUGGCAGAAACUGGCAACUUCAUCCUCCACAACUCCAACAACCACUCUGUGUGGCAGAGUUUUUCUCAACCUUCUGACACUCUCCUCCCAAACCAGCUUCUAACAGUGUCUUCUGAACUAACAUCAUCAAAGUCUUCCUCUCAGGGUGGUUACUAUUCUCUCAAAAUGCUUCAGCAGCCUACUUCCCUGAGCCUUGCUCUCACUUACAAUCUCCCUGAGACUUACCAAGCCUCUGAUGAAUCAUACACCAACUAUUCCUAUUGGCAAGGCCCUGAUAUCUCCAAUGUGACCGGGGAAGUUAUAGCGGUUUUAGACCAAGCCGGGAGCUUUGGAAUUGUGUAUGGAGACUCAUCUGAUGGAGCUGUUUAUGUGUACAAGAAUGAUGGUGAUGAUGCAGGCUUGUCUUCUGCAGUUCACCAAUCUGCACCGUUGACUGUUCUCAGGAGACUAACACUGGAAAAGAACGGAAAUCUGCGGUUGUAUCGAUGGGAUGAGGUGAAUGGUUCGAGGCAGUGGGUGCCACAGUGGGCUGCAGUUUCAAAUCCAUGUGACAUUGCUGGAGUUUGUGGCAAUGGAGUUUGUAAUUUGGAUAGAAGUAAGACAAAAGCCACUUGCACUUGCUUGCCAGGAACUUCUAAAGUUGGCAGGGAUGGCCAGUGCUUUGAGAAUUCAUCUCUUGUUGGAAAUUGCAAUGGCAAGCAUGAAAACCUGACAUCACAGUUUAGGAUUUCAGCGGUGCAGCAAACCAACUACUAUUUUUCUGAAUUUUCAGUAAUAACUAACUAUAGUGAUAUUUCUAAUGUGUCAAAAUGUGGGGAUGCUUGCUUGUCAGAUUGUGAUUGUGUGGCUUCUGUUUAUGGGCUAAAUGAGGAGAGGCCAUUUUGUUGGGUGUUGAGGAGCUUAAGUUUUGGUGGUUUUGAGGAUACUAGCUCAACUUUGUUUGUGAAGGUCAGAGCAAAUGGGUCAUGGACUUCGGAAGGCCAAGCAGGAGGGUCUAAUAGCUCCUCUGAUGGAAUGGGAAGUGCAAAGGAGAAGGCUGUGAUUAUUCCUACUGUUCUGAGCAUGGUAGUUCUCAUUGUUUUGCUGAGUUUAUUACUGUAUUUCAGUGUUCACAGAAAAAGAACUUUGAAAAGGGAGAUGGAAAGUUCCUUGAUCUUAUCAGGUGCUCCAAUGAGUUUCACAUACCGCAAUUUGCAAAUUAGGACAUGCAACUUCUCACAACUGCUAGGAACAGGUGGAUUUGGGAGUGUAUAUAAAGGAAGCCUGGGAGAUGGUACUCUAGUGGCAGUGAAGAAACUUGACAGGGUUUUGCCUCAUGGAGAGAAGGAAUUUAUCACUGAAGUAAACACUAUUGGAUCAAUGCAUCAUAUGAAUUUGGUUCGCCUAUGUGGCUAUUGUUCAGAGGGAUCACAUAGGCUUCUCGUUUAUGAGUUCAUGAAAAAUGGAUCCUUGGAUAAAUGGAUCUUCCCUUCAUAUCAAGGUCGAGAUAGAUUGUUAGAUUGGACAACUCGUUUCAAUAUAGCCAUAGCUACUGCACAAGGGAUUGCAUACUUUCAUGAGCAGUGUAGGGAUCGGAUAAUACAUUGUGACAUCAAACCGGAAAAUAUAUUGGUAGACGAAAACUUUUGUCCCAAAGUAUCUGAUUUUGGGCUGGCCAAAUUGAUGGGAAGGGAGCACUCUCAUGUGGUAACAAUGGUCAGAGGCACUAGAGGUUAUUUGGCACCAGAAUGGGUUAGUAAUCGCCCUAUAACUGUAAAAGCUGAUGUUUACAGCUAUGGAAUGCUUCUUUUAGAGAUCAUUGGUGGCAGGAGAAAUCUUGACAUGUCCUUUGGUGCUGAGGACUUUUUCUAUCCUGGUUGGGCUUACAAGGAGAUGACAAAUGGGUCAAUAAUUAAGGUGGCAGAUAGAAGAUUAAAUGGGGCAGUUGAUGAAGAAGAGCUAACGAGAGCUCUGAAAGUUGCAUUUUGGUGCAUCCAAGAUGAGGUUUCCAUGCGACCAACAAUGGGAGAAGUGGUAAGACUGCUGGAAGAUUCGAUCGACAUUAAUAUGCCACCAAUGCCGCAAACAGUUGUAGAAUUAAUUGAAGAAGGCUUAGACCAUGUAUACAAAGCUAUGAAAAGAGAGUAUAAUCAGUCCAGCUCAUUCACUCUUACCAGCCAUCUUACAUCUCAAGCCACAUGUAGCAAUUCCACAAUGUCACCAAGAUAGUGUUUUAAACUGUAACAGUAAAAAAUUGGUCUGAUCUUGUACGUGUUUGCUGCCUCCACAAGCUAAGAAAUUGGUCUUUUCAUGUUAUCUGGAAAUUAUAUCAGGGGGAGGGGGGAAUCAUGGAAGAACUUUUUUUUUUUUAUGCACAUGUAAAGUUUACAAUGUUUAAAUGGCUCCUUUUAUUUAUUUUUUUGGGAGAAGUCCUAAGAAGGAAAUGGAUACUUACCUAAUCUUAGAGCCUAUAUAUGACCCCUUCUACCCAUUUGUAAUCAUCCCCUCAAUUCCACAACAAGUGUUCUGUCCUUCCUCCCUCUAGUUAAGGGUGACUGUAUUUAUAAUCUUUGUAAUUUUGAAGUAUUUCUCCUCUAGUGAUUAUAUUUAUAAUCUCUGUUGAAAUUCUUUCCUUU